UUCUUCUGUCAAAAUCCCAAAUUUUCUAAGAAAUCGGGGAAUUUGGCAAGUUUGUCUGUUUGUGUGCUCAGACGGCCGCCGCACCAGUUCGGUUCAAGUUGAAGGCAAGGGAAUAUUAUUUUUAGCCAGUAGGCCACAGCUAAGAACACUGCUGGUCUGUCUAAAAAUUUUCUUUUUGGCUGUGUCUGCAAAUAAAUCAAACACCUUCGUAUCACAUCAAGAGAACUAAAAGCAAAAUCAGGAAAAAUGCCCAUCAUUCGCCUGGAGUCUGCGGACAAGGAGAUAUUCGACACGGACCAGGAGAUCGCCAAGUGCUCGGAAACGAUUCGCACGGCUCUCGAGGAUUUGGGCGACGAGAGCGAUAACAGUGUGCUGCCCUUGCCGAAUGUCAACUCGCUGAUCCUGAAGAAGGUGCUCCACUGGGCCACCUACCACAAGGACGAUCCCAUGGUCACCGAGGAGGAUGAGAACAAGGAGAAGCGCACCGAUGACAUAUCCUCGUGGGAUGCCGACUUCCUCAAGGUGGACCAGGGCACCCUGUUCGAGCUGAUCCUGGCCGCCAAUUACCUCAACAUCCAGGGUCUGCUGGACGUCACCUGCAAAACGGUGGCCAACAUGAUCAAGGGCAAGUCGCCGCAGGACAUCCGCGACACUUUCGCCAUCAACAACGACUUUUCGCCGCAGGAGGAGGAGCAGGUGCGCAAGGAGAACGAGUGGUGCGAGGAGAAAUAAUAGGACACGCCUCUCUUUAAAAUUGCCAAGGAGGCUUAGUUCGAUUCCUAUUUCUUAUAUUAUCAAAAUAAAUCAUUGCAAAACUA
Drosophila elegans is the source of this 818-nucleotide messenger RNA. RefSeq names its product S-phase kinase-associated protein 1. Lineage: Eukaryota; Metazoa; Arthropoda; Insecta; Diptera; Drosophilidae. The record is from RefSeq and is a predicted model, not a curated record. The coding region runs from base 247 to 732 and encodes 161 amino acids. Gene Ontology annotation, molecular function: cullin family protein binding. The transcript is spliced from 2 exons. Gene Ontology annotation, biological process: SCF-dependent proteasomal ubiquitin-dependent protein catabolic process. Gene Ontology annotation, cellular component: nucleus; cytoplasm.